Molecule: messenger RNA, 1581 nt
Organism: Stomoxys calcitrans (stable fly)
Lineage: Eukaryota; Metazoa; Arthropoda; Insecta; Diptera; Muscidae
Gene: pelo
Product: protein pelota
Exons: 2
Coding region: 254-1423 (389 amino acids)
Biological process (GO): nuclear-transcribed mRNA catabolic process, non-stop decay; ribosome disassembly; nuclear-transcribed mRNA catabolic process, no-go decay
Cellular component (GO): cytoplasm
Source: RefSeq, a predicted model, not a curated record
AGAAUGGAGCAUGCAUGCAUUCCAUUAAAUUAAACAGAUGUGGUGUCUUGUGUCCACCAAAUCAUUUGAGGAUAAUUGAUAGACUCAUUUAAGAGACCAAUUACCUAUAAAAUGUGGGAAUGUUCUAAUUACUUUGGAAUGCAUAACAACUUCGCCACAAAUUUGUAACAUAUUGAAAAACCAAGUAUAAUUUGUUAAGUGAAGUGACAACUCACAGCCAAAGAAGAUCAGUUGUAAACGACUCGAGGCCAAGAUGAAGUUGGUUAGCAAAAAUGUUGACAAGGGCGGACAAGGCACCGUUGUUCUCAUACCAGAGGAAUCGGAGGAUAUGUGGCAUGCUUAUAAUCUAAUAUCCGAAGGAGAUAGUGUUCGAAGUACCACAAUUCGUAAAGUUCAAAAUGAAACAGCUACAGGUUCCAGCACCAGCAGUCGUGUUCGUACCACCUUGACAAUUUCAGUAGAAACCAUAGACUUUGAUACCCAAGCCUGUGUUUUACGUCUUAAAGGCCGUAAUAUUGAAGAGAACCAAUAUGUUAAAAUGGGUGCCUAUCAUACUUUAGACUUGGAAUUAAAUAGGAAAUUUGAACUACGCAAGCCAGAAUGGGACUCGAUAGCUUUGGAACGCAUUGAGAUGGCUUGUGAUCCAACACAAUCAGCAGAUGUUGCUGCGGUCGUGAUGCAGGAAGGAUUGGCACAUGUAUGUCUCAUAACGCCAAGUAUGACGUUGGUGCGCAGCAAAAUCGAAGUUAGCAUACCAAGGAAACGUAAAGGCUAUAUACAACAGCACGAAAAAGGUUUGGCGAAAUUCUACGAAAGCGUAAUGCAGGGUAUAUUGAGGCAUGUUAACUUUGAAGUUGUCAAGUGUAUAUUAUUAGCUUCGCCUGGUUUUGUAAGAGAUCAAUUUAUGGAAUAUAUGUUUCAACAGGCUGUUAAAUUAGAUAUUAAGGUGUUGCUGGACAACAAGAGCAAGUUUAUGCUCGUUCAUUCAUCAUCAGGCUUUAAACAUUCACUAAGAGAAGUUUUACAAGAACCGGCAGUUAUGUCGAAGAUAUCAGACACUAAGGCAGCUGGGGAAGUCAAGGCUCUAGAACAAUUUUAUACAAUGCUACAAUGUGAACCCGCUAAGGCAUUCUAUGGUAAAAAACAUGUAAUGGCUGCUGCCGAGGCUAUGGCAGUUGAGACUUUGCUUAUCUCAGAUAAUUUGUUUCGAUGCCAAGAUGUCAGCCAACGCAAGGAAUAUGUUCACCUAGUAGAAAAUAUACGUGAUGCUGGUGGCGACGUGAAAAUAUUCUCUAGUAUGCAUAUAUCGGGGGAACAAUUGUCCCAGCUAACGGGUAUUGCUGCAAUACUGCGUUUUCCAAUGCCAGAACUAGAAGAGGAUUCAGAAAACGAAGAUAACGCAAAUAACUCUGACUCAGACUAAAUAAACUAACCUCCCUGAAAUUAUAUACUAAAGGUAACAUAAUAUAGGGGAAUACAUACUUUUUUUAUAUUAUAUACUAGUGUACAAAAACUUGCAUAGAAAUUAGUUACAACAUAUUAAAGAAAAAAAUAAACAAUGUUUGGCUUCAAAUAACAAAA